AUGAGUGAAGAGAGGGUUGUACGCAGUGCAAGUGCGUUGGAAGAAGAUACAGAUGGCACUGGAGAAGAGCAGUCCGCUGGGUGUUUCCAGGCUCCAGGCUUGUGUUGUUGUAUUCCUACAAGGCGGAUGUCUCUGCCAGGGAGGCGACCCAAGGAGAGAAAGGAAAAAAAUGGUAAAAAGAAUACUAAUGUUCCAUCCCUUGAUGAUAUAAUGUUUCAAGAACGACAGCAGAACAGAGAUCGAGACAAUUGGAGCAUGACAUCUGUAGGUGACCUGGGUAGUCUACAAAUGGAGAACAUCAAGCCAGCUCUAACCCAGCUCCAUGACAAGAAUUCUCAAGAGCCCCAUAUACCUGUGCUUUUAGGUGACAUCUUUUUGGAAGAAAAACAAGGAUAUGAUGACAGAACAAAUGCAAAUGUACAGACCAAAGAUUGUGAACAAAAAGAGGUAUUAGAAGACUUGAAAAUAUCACCUCUGGAAACAGAAAAUGCCAAUUCAGUGGAUGGGCUAUCAGAGGUGAAAGACUAUCCAAUUAUGUCAGCCAAAGAAAACAGGCACUCUGAAAAACCUGAUCUGAAUGCAUUGUUUGAGGAAGUACCCUACAAAAAACACAACGAAGGGGGUGACCAUAUGAGUUUAAUAUUGCAACCCAUACCUUGUAAGAAGGAGAUGAACCAGGGCCACCAGGACAUGCUACCUGAGGAGCUGCAGCAAUCUAAAGAAUUAGAAUUUGACAGCACAUUGACUACGCAUGAAAAGAUACUACAAGAAGAGCAAAGCACCAGCACUGAUUCUGAAGGUAUCACUACUUUACAGGAAAUGCUCAAUCAAUCCUCUGUAUUAUACAGUGAGGAAGAAAAUCUUUUAGGGCGGCAAGAACUUGCCAUGGGUAUUACUUAUAGCAGGGAGAAACAAAUUAGGCAGCUGAAUUCUUUAUCUGAGGGAGAUGCAUACAAAGAAGACCAAAUCUGUCAAGGCAUACUCAAAAAUGAGGCACAGAAACCCACAGAACUAAAAUACCCAGAUAUUUUAUCCACCAUGUGUGAAAGCCAUGAAGAAGAAAAGGCAGGAGUACAGCAACAUCUGUACACUGUGACAGAAGCUUCCUUCAACGACUUAAAGCAGAAUUGUAUAAACUUGCUUGAUUGGAAAGACCCAUCUCCUGUUAUACCACAAGACAUUAAUUUUCCAUGUCAGAGUACAUCCUGUGAAAAAGAACAGAAAGACGUGCAAGCUACUAUCAAGGUAGAAGACCAUCAGUCUAUGCCCUACCACUUUUAUCAACAAACCACUGUACCAGAAAGCACCAUAUUGUCCCUGGAUGCAACCAAUACAACAAAUAUUCAAAUGUUAGAUAAUAUAAAUUCUUUGCCUGAGGAUGCUGUGGUCCACAUUACAGAGCAGAAACACCCAGAGACUCAGGAACAGAUUUUAUUGGAACAAAUUAACACAUACCAUCACAGUAAAGGAAAGGAACAGCAUGGAGGGCUGGAAUAUACACACUCUGGAUCUAAGGACACUGAAGAAGAGGACAACCAACAAUCUCUUGUUUCAGAAGACUUCAGCAAACCACUUGGGAGUAUUAGCUUUGAGAAAGAACAAAGAAAACUAGACUGUGGAGAUUCUGGGCCUGAGGGCAUUUAUGACAAGGAGGAGCAAGAUUGCCAGGAUCAUCUUUGUACUGAAGUACAACAGCCUCUAAUCAUUUCAAAACUCACCUCUUUGCCUUUGAAUAGCUCUGAGGAACCAUGUGAAAAGAAGAACAGUACAAUAGUUGGCAACCUGGACAUUCAUUCUCUGGAUGGAAACCCAGAAGAACAGGAUGGACGGUGCAUAAGUGCAAGUGCCUCCUCAAAAGAGAAAGAAGCAACGCUAGAACCAGAAGAGAAAUGGCUCACGAUGCCUUUGCUGUCAGAAGUUGAAAAAGAAGAACCACCACCAGAGUCGAGACAUAUCGUAAAGGGAGCGUCUGUACCGCAUGAGGUGCAGCAGCAGAAGGAAGAACUGAAUAUAGACAUAAGCUGUGAGACACAACAAAGGAAAGAAAACAAUCUGUCCAACACCACUUUCUCAGGUGAUGCUGUACAGGAUGAGGGACUUAUGUAA
Python bivittatus (Burmese python) is the source of this 2106-nucleotide messenger RNA. RefSeq lists its product as uncharacterized. Lineage: Eukaryota; Metazoa; Chordata; Lepidosauria; Squamata; Pythonidae. The record is from RefSeq and is a predicted model, not a curated record.